Messenger RNA from Salvelinus namaycush (lake trout), 2899 nucleotides. Its product is annotated as F-box DNA helicase 1-like. Bases 2356 to 2760 code for a protein of 134 amino acids. The record is from RefSeq and is a predicted model, not a curated record. Lineage: Eukaryota; Metazoa; Chordata; Actinopteri; Salmoniformes; Salmonidae. The transcript is spliced from 4 exons.
UUAGCUUUGCUGUGUUAUCAACAACAACGAAUGCUAGACAUUAUAUCAGUAAUAUUCAAUAGUAUUUAAAAAGGUGAAUGUCUUCCAGCUAAAUCCACAAGCGAAAUUGCGGGCUAGAGUUGUUUGGGUGCUCACGCUAGCAUGUAGCAUAUACGCUAACAUUUAGAGAACCAAUUUUUUUUUUUAAAGCAGGAAACGAAUGAUUGGACAUGAGCAGGGUUUUUUUUAAAUAAUUUUUAUUAUGAACACCACCAAUACAGAAAUAUACAAACAAGAGUACAUAAACCUUACAGACAGGUGUAUUACAUAUCAAUAUUCAUUUUCAAUUUCAAUUUGUUAAAUACUUUUAUGGUGCGUAUUGCUUUUUUGUUUUUACAUUUCUGAUAGAACUGAAAUUCUAUCUUAAAUAAUGUGAAAAGGGGUUUGUUCUCUGCCCACUUCAUUUUAUGGAUAAAGAAUCUUCCGUGAAAGAUAAACAAAUUAACAAUGGAAGUUAAAUCAGGGUCCAUAUCAUUUGGAUCAAAAUAAAACAUAAUAUCAUAGUCUCUCAGAUUAAUAUUAAGUCGUUUCUUUUCAAAUAAAAUUAACUCACUCCAAAGUCUUCUGACAUAAGAACAGUCCCAAAAUAAAUGGUCAAGAGUUUUUGGGUCACAACCACAAAAUACACAUUUGUUAUCAAUAGCUAUUUUAAAUCUGUGUAUAAUAAAGGUCUUUACAGGAUAGAUUCUAUGAAUAAGUUUGUAUGAUACUUCUUUCACCUUAUUAGAUAUACAAUAUUUACCAGACAACAACGAAACUUUGUUCCAGUUCACUUGUCCUAGGGCUGCAUUCCAGUACAUUUUAGCAGAGGGAAUAGUAACAUAUUGACAUAGUUUCCUUAUAUACAUGUUAUUACAUUUAUAGUUUAAAAUGUAAAUUCCUUCUAGUUGUAUUGAGGCUACAAAAUCCUCAACAGUUGCACUUGGAGUGUUGUUGUAUUCUCCUACAAGAAGAAUAGCACCUUUAGGGAUAGCUCUAACAACAAUUUGAUACUCCUUAGGAGUGAAUGUAACAUUGUGUGUUCUCAUAAAUUCUGGAUAAUCAUAUAGUUGUCCAUCAUUAUUCAAUAAUUGUUUAACCCAAAUAAUGUUGUCAAACCAGUUCUGGAAAAUUAAAGACUUGUUUUUGUAUUUUUGGACAUCAGCAGGUGUUCUUGAAACAACAUGAUGGAGUCGUCCACUAAAUGUAAUGCUGCUUGGGUGAGGAUGGUAAAUGGCCAUUGCUAGCUAGCCAACUACUGUAACUUGCUAAUGCAUGUCACCCAUCUGUAAACUUAACUGUACGUUAAUCGGUACGCAUUUACCUCAGUACUGACCCAAAACACAGGACUGGUGUCAUGAAGUUGUGUGUGAGAGUGUAGCAUUGAUGUAGAGAUGUACUCACAGCCCUGGUGAUGUUUCAGGAAAAGCCAAGCGAAGGCACUUGAGCUUAGACGAGUUUCGUGAAAUUAGUAGGAGACCAGAGGGCAGCCAACACCUCACACUGCCCCACUCUGUCACUCUCAGGCACAGCAAUUCAUACCCCAACCCGGGGGUUGUACCCCAGAACACCCACAAAGAGAGAGAUGCGAGUGAUGACCAGCAGCAGGGGAUCACUCAGUUUUUCCCCUGUGAACGGUGUGGUCAGGGUGUUCAGUCCUCAGAAAGCAGCCCUGUCCCAGGGUUCAGGUUCCAUAAAACCGAGGGACUCAAUGAAGAGCUCAUCCCCUAAAUGGAGACUGAGGAGGCACUAGCCACCCCUAUGAAGGAGGAACCUGAGGAUGAGAAGGUGGACUAUCUGGAGGGGCUGACAACGGACAUGUUUGGGGACGACAAGGAGUUUGAGCGCUGUUGGUCAGAUCCAGCCCCAGCCUUUAUGAAUCACCAUGAGGAGGAGGUGGAGGCCCUGCCUGACGCCCUCUACGGCCUCUUGGGAUGUCUUUGGGCCCUGUGUGUAGUUUGUGCCCUGGAAGAAGCUGCAUUACCGCUACACGAAGAAGGAGACUGACGCCGUGAAGGAGAUCAACGUCAUCCUGGAAACCCAUAGAAUCAUAAAGAAUAACCAGGAGAGCUUCCUCCAUAUAGUCGAGUAAGGACUCUUUACUUUAAACUGUUCCUUUGGGCCAUUUCUGAUCUAUUCUGUGUGUGUGUGUGUGUUUUUUAUUUUUAUUUUCCAGGUUCAUGGCCCAGUAUAAGCCCAGUCAGAGGGUGAAGCCUGGGGCAGUGUUACAGAGUGUGAGGACACAUCGUCUGUUCCCUCGUCUGAGGCCUGCAUUAAAACAGACUCCCAAAAAAUGGAGGGUAUCGAGGGGGUACGUAGCCCCACACGUACUCUGUGAUGGCGCUCCCUUCAGCCAGCGCCAUCACAGAGUACCUCAGCGCCAUGGCAACCAUGCUGCUCGCCAUGAGGAGGAACGACAUCAACAUCAGAAACAGGUGGCACUACAUCUUCUACGUCCUUCACCUGAUGGAGAACGCCCUGCCCACAGCAAUAACCAAUCAGAGUGGGAGAGUCCAGGUUCAGGUGACCCACAAACAGCAGAUCCUCAACCACGACAUCCAUAGAGACCACGUGGUCAAGAUCAUGGCCUUCGCCGGUACCGCCAGACCGCUACUACCAACAUCAUGCCACAGCUGUGUUUUUACAGAAAACAAGUUAGAUAUAGAGUUGGUACUUUUGCUAGCAUUCUCUGAAUUGUCGCUAGAGGGCACCCUCUCCCUGUCAGUUCAGCUCAGUCUGUGAUUCAUCAGUUUAGGAUGAGGAUACUCUUUCUAUAUCGUGACAAUUGUCAAAUCAAACUUUGUCACAUGCACCGAAUACAACAAGUGUAGACUUUACUGUGAAAUGCUUACUUACAAGCCCUUAACCAACAGUGCAGUUC